AUGAAAGUUGUCAAAGAUACUAAUACCACUGAGAAGAAUAAUUUUAAUUAUUCCAAACCAACUCCUCCACCAUCCGUAGUUCCGAAUGAUGAACAACUUGAUGAAGUCGAUGAAGAUUGGCAAACUUCGAAAAAUAGUUUACAUAAUCAAGGUAUUAAAAAGAUCCUAUCACCUGCCUACGAAAUGCAAACAAACGAAGAGCCUGUCAAAACAUCAGCACCGCAACCAGUAGCGACGACAGGAACACAACAAACACGUACUUUAGCACAGAUGAGAGAACAAUUAGCUAUGAAACGCAAAGCAUCUGCUGCUGCAGCUUUAAGCGUCACAAAUCCAGUAGCCUUAAAUCCACUAGUGAACGCAAUCAAGUCCGAAAUGACUAUACAAAACGAACAGAAAAUAUCUUCACCAUCAGUACAAACUGUAGUACAAAUGGGGCAAAUCAAUUCAAUCUUACCUUCAUCGAUAUUUACUAGUCCAUCCCCAGAUGUUUCUCGUCUAAUGGUAUGUUUUCAAUAA
Molecule: messenger RNA, 519 nt
Organism: Adineta ricciae
Lineage: Eukaryota; Metazoa; Rotifera; Eurotatoria; Adinetida; Adinetidae
Source: the annotation of a GenBank genome assembly